This is a messenger RNA of Colletotrichum acutatum, 699 nucleotides long. RefSeq lists its product as uncharacterized. The annotation marks the transcript as partial. NCBI's taxonomy places the organism in Eukaryota, Fungi, Ascomycota, Sordariomycetes, Glomerellales, Glomerellaceae. The record is from RefSeq and is a predicted model, not a curated record. The transcript has a single exon.
ACCCAGGUCGUCACCGCCAUCACCACCUACUGCCCCGAGCCCACCAUCAUCUACCACGGCAAGUUCACCUACACCAUCAAGGAGCCCACCACCUUCACCAUCACCGACUGCCCCUGCACCAUCACCCACACCGGCCCCAUGCCCACCGGCACCGCCGUGCCCCCCAUCAUCACCGGCGUCGUGCCCCCCUCCGGCCCCGACUGCGCCGCCACCUGCGCCGACGCCUACAACAAGUGCCGCGGCGCUCCCGACGCCAACCGUGCCACUUGCGCCGCCGAGUACGCCGGCUGCCUGGGCUACAGCCCCUUCGGCCCCGACGGCUCCCUUGUCACCCCGACCGCCUGCUCCGGCACCGCUACCGCCGUUCCUCCCAUCGCCACUGGCAUCGUUCCCCCCGGCACCGUCACCGCCGUCCCUCCCAUCGCCACUGGCAUCGUUCCCCCCGGCACCGCUACCGCCGUCCCUCCCAUCGCCACUGGCAUCGUCCCCCCCGCCACCACUGGCGAUGCUUGCGUUGCCGGCUGCAACGACGCCUACAACAAAUGCCGCAGCGCUCCUGGCGCCAACCUCUCUACCUGCGCUGCUCAGUACGCCGGAUGCCUCGGCUACAGCCCCUACGGACCUGAUGGUUCGCUUGUUACCCCUACUGCUUGCUCUGGUUCUGCUACCGGUGCGGUGCCUACUGCUACUGGAAAGCCU